Messenger RNA from Neocloeon triangulifer, 3136 nucleotides. Its product is annotated as aminopeptidase Ey-like. The record is from RefSeq and is a predicted model, not a curated record. Bases 65 to 2965 code for a protein of 966 amino acids. Gene Ontology annotation, molecular function: metalloaminopeptidase activity; peptide binding; zinc ion binding. Gene Ontology annotation, cellular component: cytoplasm. Gene Ontology annotation, biological process: proteolysis; peptide catabolic process. The transcript has 14 exons. Lineage: Eukaryota; Metazoa; Arthropoda; Insecta; Ephemeroptera; Baetidae.
CCGACCCAGCCAUUGACCCAUCAGCAAUCCUUCUGGUCGCACGGCACUGGUGCAAUUUUUAACCAUGACGGCGGCCCUUAUUCUGGUGCUGCUCUUGGCGAGCUUUUCUCGCGGACAAGAAGCGUCGACUGCCGACUCUGCCCUGUCCACCACUGCCAGCAGCAUUUUUGCCGCCGAAGACCUGUCAACCUCCCAAGCGGUUUCCAGCAGCACUGAGGAUCCUGUCGAAUCGAACAUCUCUUCGUACCGCCUUCCCGAAAACCUACGUCCUGAACACUACACUUUGGACAUUAAAACAUUUUUGGAGGAGGACAAUUUCCGGUUUGAAGGGCGCGUCAGAAUCAGAAUUUUCUGCACUUCGGACACUGCCAAGAUUGUGCUCCACUCUAGAGGUCUUAAUUUGACCACUGAUGAGGUCAAGGUCACUGAUAACUCGUCUGGGCAGAAUUUGGACAUUGCUGGACAUGAAAUCGAUGGCGAGAAUAAUUUCUACAUCAUUCAUUUGAAGGAAGAGCUGAAAAGUGAGCACAAAUACAAGGUGGACAUUCCGUUCGAGGCACCGCUGACGCCUCUUUUGGCUGGGUUUUACAGAAGCAGCUACAAGGAAAAGGCGACGGGAAAAACCAAGUGGCUCGGGGUCACGCAAUUUGAGCCGACGGACGCUCGAAGGGCAUUCCCAUGCUUCGACGAACCUGCGAUGAAGGCUGUGUUCCAAAUCAACCUGAUUAGACACAAAAAUUUCUCGUCCAUCAGCAACAUGCCCCUCGCCAAAACUGUUUCCCUGGCUGACGAUUGGUUCCGUGAUGAAUACACCGAGUCAGUGCGAAUGUCAACGUACUUGGUGGCGUUUGUUGUGUCCGACUUCGCCUAUCUAGAAUCCACACCCGGCGACACGACCUUCAGGGUCUGGGCCCGACCUGACGCGAUCGCGCAGGCUACCUACUCGCUUGACAUCGCUCCUAAGGUGCUCGACUUUUUCGAAGAGUACUUCAACGUGCCCUAUCCGCUGCCCAAAAUGGACAUGAUCGCCCUGCCCGAUUUCGCUUCAGGUGCCAUGGAGAACUGGGGCUUGGUCACUUACAGGGAAACUGCUAUGCUUUACGAGGAAGGAGUUUCUCCAGCCACUUCGCAGGAAUCAGUCACUCGGGUUGUGGCGCACGAAUUGGCGCACCAGUGGUUUGGAAAUUUGGUCACCAUGAAGUGGUGGGAUGACAUCUGGCUUAACGAAGGAUUUGCCACUUAUGUCGCCGCUCUGGGAACGUCUCAUGCCCAGCCAAAAUGGAGUUCUCUUGAGGACCAAAUGAUGGAAUCUCUAUUGUCCGUCUUUUCAGUGGACGCCCUCCAGUCGUCCCAUUCAGUUUCAAAUAAGAUUAAACACGCUUCUGAGAUUCCACAAUUGUUUGACGCCAUUUCUUACUCCAAAGGUGCUAUUUUGCUGAGAAUGAUGAACCACUUUUUGGGUGAGGGUACCUUCAGGCGAGGUGUUACUCGAUACCUGAAAGCCCAUCAAUUUGGAAACGCAGCCCAAGACGCUCUGUGGGCCUGUUUAGAGGAACAGGCGCAGCUUGACUCCGCUAAAGAUGUUGAUAAGAAGUCGGCUGCCCCUGCAAGAGCUACAGUGAAGGAAAUCAUGGACAGCUGGACCCUCCAAACGGGCUAUCCCAUCAUCCAAGUCACAAGGAACUACGAGGACGGCACUGCUGAAUUGACCCAGAGUCGCUUUUUGACUGACUGGUACGGUCGUACGUCUGGUGACAGUAUUUGGUGGGUGCCCGUCAGCUAUACAGACUCGUCAAGCGCCCUAGUGGACGUUAGCACAAUGCCUCGACUUUGGAUGAACGAUUCUAGCGCAACUUUGAAAAGCCUCCCCAGCAAAGAGCACUGGUUACUUCUCAACGUAAACUCUACUGCUCUGUACAGAGUUAACUACGACAUGAACAACUGGCAACUUUUGUCCGAGUCGCUGAGGUCGAAAGAUAACUACGGAGGAAUUCCCACCCUGAACAGAGCCCAGCUGGUGGACGACGCCCUGGACCUGGCGAGGGCCGGUCAGCUUGAGUACAGCGCGGCCCUUGAUUUGCUGCGCUACCUGCGACACGAACGCGAGUACUUGCCGUGGCGAGCCGCCUUUUCCAACCUUGUCUACUUCACCCGAAUGACCCGUCGCACUUCCGGUUUUGGCGCCUUCAGGACUCUGAUGCAGACCUUGUUGACCCCAAUUUACAAAGAAUUAGGCGAUGAACCUUUCAGGGCCCGCAAACCGGAGGACACGCUGCCGCAAACCAAGAACAGGGCGCAAUUGCUCAGCUGGGCCUGUUCAAUGGGGGUGGAUGAUUGCGAGGAAAGGGCGUCUGCUCUUUUCCAGAACUGGCAGAAACAGACCGAAGACCCGGAUGUUGUAAACCCAGUUCCUGUUGACCUGAGGAGCCUGGUUUACUGUUCAGCAGUCAAGGUUGGAGGCCAACCGGCCUGGGACUUCAUAUGGAAGCGCUACCUUAGCUCGAACGUGGCCGCUGAGAAAGGAAAGCUCUUGGGUGCUCUCGGUUGCACCAAAGAAAUGUGGCUUCUGCACAAGUUCCUGGACAUGUCUUUGAACGAAAGCUCAGGAAUUCGCAAGCAGGACGCCAUCAGCGUUUUCUACUCUGUGGCUCGCAGUUCGACUGGAUUCUACGCUGCCAGAGAGUUCCUCUUCUCCCGGAUCAAGGACAUUCACACUUUCUUUGGACCUAAGGCAAAUCGCAUUGGACGCUACUUAUCAGCUAUUUCCGAGUCAAUGAAUACAGAAUAUGAUUUGGAAUUGAUGAAAACAUUUACGACCCAAAACAUUAAGUACUUAAGCGACUCUAAAUUAGCAGUGAAACAGUCCUUGGAAAAUAUUCAGCUUAAUGUUCAAUGGCGGACCCAACACUACGACUCUGUGAUUGAAUGGCUCUCUAUUCACGCAAACGAAAAGUAUUUUGUCUAGGACGUUAGAUAAAAACGUUUAAAAUUUUUAGCACGAUUGUUACUCUAACUAGGCUACUGUAAAUAACUUAACAUCACAGACGAGUGAUUUUUGCACGUGUGAUCGUUCAUUUGUCUUGUUUAUAUCUAAAUAAAAUUAAAUUAUGGAUGGCCGAAAAGAGGUAAAAAUCAU